Messenger RNA from Aspergillus ruber CBS 135680, 1017 nucleotides. RefSeq lists its product as uncharacterized. The transcript is spliced from 8 exons. NCBI's taxonomy places the organism in Eukaryota, Fungi, Ascomycota, Eurotiomycetes, Eurotiales, Aspergillaceae. The record is from RefSeq and is a predicted model, not a curated record. Bases 1 to 1017 code for a protein of 338 amino acids.
AUGGAAAAGUGGUACGAGCAUGUUGACGAGCUGGCCGCCGAAGGCUUACUGACCCACAAUGCCAUUUUGAACACACUCAGUGAAAGAACUUUUCGAAUAGGAUGUCGGCACGAAAAAACUCACAGCCUGCAUUCCUAUCCUUUCUCGAUCUCCGGCUUUCUCCCACCAUCCCUUAGAGACGCGGGUGCCCUCGUAUACUGCAGUCUUCUAUAUUUAUCCCAAUAUCCAUUUUAUUUACCUAUCCCUGAUGCCCUCACUAAUGAAGGGCCCAUGCGCGCGCUGGCAUGGGCCAUGCCCGGCAGAUCAAAGCUCUCUAUGAUGAAGGCCACGACACCCUUCCAGAGCUUUGCAACUACCAGAGAUGGCAAGUCUAUUCUGUUUGAUGCAGUGCAUGCGAAGGAGCACUCCUUCCGGCCAGUAGGGAGGAAGCUGGUAGGGGAUGAACGCGAACUCGUCCAUCAUCUCAGUAUCCCUCAAGAUAAAUUUCAAGCCGUUGUAAAGCUGCUGGUGACUACUUAUUUUGGAAAGCCUAAAGUCCCGGUCGAGCACCUAGCUGACUUGGACCAUGCUGUGGACUGCAUCGUCUGCCCUGUUAUUCAGAGGCCCGGCAUUAGAAAGGUGGCCACCCUGCCUGUUUUGGCACAGAUGAACUCUGUUGGCGUCUUUUCAUGGUACUGCGUCUGUAUCAAACCACCCAAGACCUACGACGUCAGUGACGCGACCGUCAAGGCUUCAGUCCUAGGAGAUGAUCUAGACGCAUUGCCCGCCGCUGCAAUUGCCCUUCUCGUCUUAGGAAGGAGUUUGCAGACCGGAGAGAAGCUCGUAGAGCAAAAGCUCCUGUUUCAACUCAGUCCAAUUCAGCACGCUCUUCGUGGCAAUACCACCCGGCCUGGUCGUGAGAUUGACGGAGACGAGUUGCAAGUCGAGGUCGAGGUGGAAGAUAUUGAGAUGUGGACCGAGCAGCAACCUGAAUAUGACUAUGAAGAGGGAAAGAAAGAGGAAAGAUUUGGUGUAUAA